AUGGGUCGUUCGUUCGCCUCAAACUUCAAAGUCAAUUUCAGUUCCGCGGUUUGUGGUUUCUGGUGGAGAAUUUUGUAUCGUUACAGCGUCACAAGCAGUUUAGAGUGGUUUGCCGGUAUUGAUUUAUCGGAAGAUGCCUCAAAGACUCCAUAUAUUUUCCAUCGGAGAAACACAAAGAAUUGA
Molecule: messenger RNA, 183 nt
Organism: Botrytis sinoallii
Lineage: Eukaryota; Fungi; Ascomycota; Leotiomycetes; Helotiales; Sclerotiniaceae
Exons: 2
Coding region: 1-183 (60 amino acids)
Source: RefSeq, a predicted model, not a curated record